CUGCAAAGUCAACUACUUGAUACAAUCAUAUGGGCUUUGUGUGCUUCCUCUGUCACCCGCUAGGGGCAGAGUUGCAAUCGUGUUUUGCUAAGCACCGCUCUUCAAAAACCGAAGAAGUCAAGAUGGCCGCUACCACUAUGAAGAGAUCUGUAGCGGUUGAAGACGUGGUCGUCACUUUUGAAGACCAACAGAAGAUCAAUAAAUUCGCCAGAAACACAAGUCGGAUGGCGGAGCUCAAAAACGAAAUAGAGUCGAAGAAGAAAACACUGCAGAACCUACAGGAUGCCAGUGAUGAGCUCAUGAUGUUGGAUGACGACACCAGUCUGGUCUCUUACCAGAUUGGUGGUGUCUUUAUUGGUCACUCCCAGGAAGAGACACAGGAAAUGCUAGAAACUGCAAAAGAAGCCUUGGAGCAGGAGGUCAAGAGCGUGGAGGAACGAGUGUCAGAAAUCCAGCAGGUGCUGGGUGAUCUGAAGGUCCAGCUUUAUGCUAAGUUUGGUGACAACAUCAACCUGGAGGCUGAUGAGAGCUAAGCAGCCAAAUAGAUUCUGACUUUUAUCAAAAUAUGGACUUUUACUUUUUCUUCCAGCUCAUGAUGAUGCCAACAAAACAUGAACAUGGAUGUUGUACGUUUGUAGGCUCAGUGUUUACACUGAUGCAUGUGUCGGUGCUUCCAGAUUGGAAAGCAAAUUAAAGAUUUGGUUAUUAACUUAAA
This is a messenger RNA of Girardinichthys multiradiatus, 715 nucleotides long. It is a transcript of the gene pfdn4, whose product is annotated as prefoldin subunit 4. Bases 30 to 533 code for a protein of 167 amino acids. Lineage: Eukaryota; Metazoa; Chordata; Actinopteri; Cyprinodontiformes; Goodeidae. Gene Ontology annotation, biological process: protein folding. The transcript is spliced from 4 exons. The record is from RefSeq and is a predicted model, not a curated record. Gene Ontology annotation, cellular component: cytoplasm; prefoldin complex.